AUGGACACGUGGACAAAAGUAAAAACAAAGAAACUUCGAAAUAUAGGCGCACAGCUACAAAAAUGUAUGAGAAAUCCUUGCGCCUGUAAGCUGAAGUGUUUUGAAACUGUUCAACAUGAAGAUAGACUGAACUUAUUUGAAUAUUUUUGGGCUACAGGCUGUCAUGAGACUCAGUGGCAUUUUAAUUUGAAUAUCACAGAAAUUAAGGAACCUAAAGUUAUUAAAGUUCAGAGACAACGGGAAAGAAAUCGAACUUUGGUAUAUUAUUUGCCAAUGAAAAAUAAUGUAGGACACGUAACAAAACUCAAAGACUCAUUGGUUUAUAGUGACACUCGAGAUGGAGCCGAAAUUGUUGUGGCACCAGAUUCAGAAAUACUUUUUUAUGAAAUAAUUGCUACAGAGAAUUUGAAUGCUACAGUCUUACAUAACGAUAUUUCAGAUAUAAUUUAUAUGGAAAAGUCGAGGCGCCAACGUAAUCGCGAAUUUUCAUGGACUGCUUAUUACGACAUUGAUGAUAUUAAUGGCUUCUUGAGGAACAUGAGUGAAACAUAUUCGAAAUGGUCAGAAGUUAUCGUGGGCGGCCAGAGCUAUCAGGGCCGCUCGAUACUAGGACUGCGGAUCAAUACACCUGGGAGAAAGGAUUCACCUAAGCCGGUCGUCUUUAUUGAAUCCGGAAUUCAUGCCAGAGAAUGGAUUGCUCCAGCAACAACGACGUACUUUAUAAACGAACUUUUAACGAGCAGUGACCCAAACAUAACGGCAUUGAGGGAUCAAUUUGACUGGCGCAUCUUUCCAUCCGUAAAUCCUGAUGGCUACCACUAUAGUUUUACCGUGGAUCGGUUUUGGAGAAAAACUGUGUCGGGAUUUGGCAGCAGAUGUUUUGGUACAGAUCCGAAUAGAAACUGGAAAUACAAUUGGGGACAAUAUUCGUCAUCAAAUAAUCCUUGUGACAAUAAAUACGCUGGAUCACAACCGUUUUCUGAAAUAGAGACCCGUACUUUAUCAUCAUACAUUAAGAAUAUAAGCAACUUACUGGCCUAUAUCAGUUUCCAUUCUAGCGCGGCGAUGUUAUUAGUCCCCUAUUCAGACUCCACUGAACAUAUUAAUAAUUACGACGAUUUGAUUCAAGUAGGUAAAACUUCUCUUGAUUAUGGAUAUGAAACCAAUAAAGAAGAAAGAUAUAGAGGUCCCGGUACCGCUGCUGAAAUAUUGUACAAGGCUUCAGGCGGUAGUAUGGACUGGGUUCGUUACACAUUGGCCACUCCUCUAGUGUACACGUACGAGUUGCGUGGCAACUCCUUCCAUUGGCCUCCAUCCAGAAUAUACGAGCAAGGGGAUGAAGUUACACAAAUGAUAUUAGGAUUAGCUACAGAGGCUCACAAAUUGGGAUAUUAUUGA
Molecule: messenger RNA, 1398 nt
Organism: Parnassius mnemosyne (clouded apollo)
Lineage: Eukaryota; Metazoa; Arthropoda; Insecta; Lepidoptera; Papilionidae
Source: the annotation of a GenBank genome assembly